AUGUCUGUAGAAAAAGGAUUUGCCACCCAACCCAAACUUUUCGGUAAGUGGAACUACGAUGAAGUCAAGAUCUAAGAUCCUUGCUUCUAAAACUACAUUGCUUGUACCACUACCAAGUCCCAAGUUUUCGUUCCCCACACUGCUGGCAGAUAUCAAGUCAAGAAGUUCAGAAAGACUCAAUGCCCCAUUGUUGAAAGAUUAAUUGGUACUCUUAUGUUCCACGGUAGAAACGCUGGUAAGAAGGCUCUCUGCAUCAAGGUCGUCAAGAACGCUUUUGAAAUCAUCCACUUGGUUACCGGAAGAAACCCCUUGGAAGUUUUCGUUGGUGCCGUCCAAAAUGCUGGUCCCAGAGAAGACUCCACCAGAAUCGGUACUGCUGGUGUCGUCAGAAAAUAAGCUGUCGACGUUGCUCCCAUGAGAAGAGUUAACCUUGCUAUUUAUUUCAUCAUUAAGGGUUGCAGAGAAUCUGCUUUCAAAUCAAUGAGAUCUAUCGCUGAAACCUUAGCUGAUGAAAUCAUCAAUGCUGAAAAGAACAACACCCAAUCUUCCUGGGCUAUUAGAAAGAAAGACGAAAUCGAAAAGGUCGCUAAGGGUAACAGAUGA
Tetrahymena thermophila SB210 is the source of this 603-nucleotide messenger RNA. RefSeq names its product 40S ribosomal protein S5. The transcript has a single exon. Lineage: Eukaryota; Ciliophora; Oligohymenophorea; Hymenostomatida; Tetrahymenidae. Gene Ontology annotation, molecular function: structural constituent of ribosome; mRNA binding; rRNA binding. Gene Ontology annotation, cellular component: cytosolic small ribosomal subunit; ribosome. The record is from RefSeq and is a predicted model, not a curated record. Gene Ontology annotation, biological process: ribosomal small subunit assembly; translation.